Molecule: messenger RNA, 2847 nt
Organism: Myotis brandtii (Brandt's bat)
Lineage: Eukaryota; Metazoa; Chordata; Mammalia; Chiroptera; Vespertilionidae
Gene: DNM3
Product: dynamin 3
Exons: 22
Coding region: 9-2582 (857 amino acids)
Cellular component (GO): cytoplasm; microtubule; membrane
Molecular function (GO): microtubule binding; GTP binding; GTPase activity
Source: RefSeq, a predicted model, not a curated record
ACCGGGAGAUGGAGGAGCUGAUCCCGCUGGUGAACCGUCUGCAGGACGCCUUCUCGGCGCUGGGGCAGAGCUGCCUGCUGGAGCUGCCGCAGAUUGCCGUGGUGGGCGGCCAGAGCGCCGGCAAGAGCUCGGUGCUGGAGAACUUCGUGGGCAGAGACUUUCUUCCUCGAGGGUCAGGCAUCGUGACGAGACGGCCUCUUGUGCUACAGCUUGUUACUUCCAAAACAGAAUAUGCUGAAUUUCUACAUUGCAAAGGAAAAAAGUUUACAGAUUUUGAUGAAGUUCGCCAUGAGAUUGAAGCAGAGACAGACCGAGUGACGGGAAUGAAUAAGGGCAUUUCCUCCAUACCCAUUAACUUACGAGUGUAUUCCCCACACGUGUUAAAUCUCACCUUGAUCGACCUGCCUGGGAUUACUAAGGUGCCCGUGGGAGACCAGCCGGUGGAUAUUGAGCAUCAGAUCAGGGAAAUGAUCAUGCAGUUCAUCACGCGGGAAAACUGUCUGAUUCUGGCCGUCACCCCGGCCAACACCGACCUUGCAAACUCAGACGCACUGAAGCUGGCGAAAGAUGUCGACCCUCAAGGUCUGAGAACCAUUGGAGUCAUCACCAAACUGGACCUUAUGGAUGAGGGAACGGAUGCCCGGGACAUUCUAGAGAAUAAGCUGCUGCCUCUUCGCAGGGGUUACGUGGGGGUGGUGAACAGAAGCCAGAAGGACAUCGAUGGGAAGAAGGACAUCAAGGCCGCCAUGCUGGCGGAGAGGAAAUUUUUUCUCUCACACCCGGCUUACAGACAUAUUGCCGAUCGGAUGGGGACCCCGCACUUACAGAAGGUCCUUAAUCAGCAACUCACCAACCACAUUCGAGACACCCUGCCAAACUUCAGGAACAAACUGCAGGCCCAGAUGCUGUCCAUAGAACACGAAGUCGACGCCUACAAGAACUUCAAGCCCGAGGACCCCACCAGGAAGACCAAAGCCCUGCUGCAGAUGGUUCAGCAAUUUGCCGUGGACUUUGAGAAGAGAAUUGAAGGCUCAGGGGAUCAAGUAGAUACCCUGGAGCUCUCAGGAGGUGCGAAAAUCAAUCGCAUUUUCCAUGAACGCUUUCCUUUUGAGAUAGUAAAGAUGGAGUUCAACGAGAAGGAAUUGCGCAGAGAAAUAAGCUACGCAAUCAAAAACAUACAUGGUAUCAGGACAGGGCUGUUUACUCCAGACAUGGCGUUUGAAGCAAUAGUCAAAAAACAAAUUGUGAAGCUGAAAGGGCCUUCCUUGAAGAGUGUAGAUCUGGUAAUGCAAGAAUUAAUCAACACCGUCAAGAAGUGUACCAAAAAACUGGCAAACUUCCCCAGGCUGUGCGAGGAAACGGAGCGGAUUGUGGCUAACCACAUUCGGGAGCGGGAAGGGAAGACCAAGGACCAGGUACUACUGUUGAUUGACAUCCAAGUCUCCUACAUCAACACCAACCAUGAGGAUUUCAUUGGCUUCGCAAAUGCUCAGCAGAGGAGCAGUCAGGUUCACAAGAAAAACACAAUUGGAAAUCAGGGAACCAAUCUUCCGCCUUCAAGGCAAAUUGUGAUUCGCAAGGGGUGGCUCACCAUCAGCAACAUCGGCAUCAUGAAAGGAGGCUCCAAGGGAUACUGGUUUGUCCUGACUGCUGAAAGCCUAUCCUGGUAUAAAGAUGACGAGGAAAAAGAAAAGAAGUAUAUGCUUCCCUUGGACAACCUGAAAGUUAGAGACGUGGAAAAAAGCUUUAUGUCCAGCAAGCACAUCUUUGCAAUCUUUAACACAGAACAAAGGAAUGUAUACAAAGACUAUCGCUUCCUUGAGCUGGCCUGUGAUUCGCAGGAGGACGUGGACAGCUGGAAGGCCUCUCUGCUAAGGGCUGGCGUCUAUCCCGACAAAUCUUUAGGGAACAACAAAACUGAAAAUGAUGAGAAUGGCCAAGCAGAGAACUUUUCCCUGGACCCCCAACUGGAGAGGCAGGUGGAGACCAUUCGCAACCUGGUGGACUCCUACAUGUCCAUCAUCAACAAAUGUAUCCGAGACCUAAUUCCAAAGACGAUAAUGCACCUGAUGAUCAAUAACGUGAAGGAUUUUAUAAACUCAGAGCUCCUAGCACAGUUAUAUUCCUCAGAGGACCAGAACACUCUGAUGGAGGAGUCGGCGGAGCAGGCCCAACGCCGGGAUGAAAUGCUGCACAUGUACCAGGCCCUUAAAGAAGCCCUCGUGAUCAUUGGCGACAUCAACACGGCCACCACAUUCAUCCCUGCCCCGCCGCCCGUGGACGACUCCUGGAUACAGCACACUCGCAGGUCGCCCCCUCCGAGCCCCACCACCCAAAGGAGGCCGACACUGAGCACCCCCCUGGCUCGGCCUGGGUCUGGCCGAGGGCCCCCUCCUGCCAUCCCGUCCCCAGGACCCCACUCAGGGGCUCCCCCAGUUCCAUUCCGGCCGGGCCCAUUGCCGCCCUUCCCCAACAGCAACGACACGUACGGAGCCCCUCCGCAGGUCCCCUCUCGGCCCACCAGGGCCCCUCCCAGUGUCCCCAGGUUUGGUGCCAUGAAGGAUGAAGCAGCUGAACCUUGAAGUCGGGGGCACAGGGCCCACGGACAGUUAAGCAACUCGUGUGACUAGCCUGUGUCUGACUACCCCGAGCCAUGUCCUGGGAACGUCCCGCCUUGCUCUCUCCUCAGCAGCCCUGUAAGAGUGUGACUCCUCUUAGCAGCUGGGUGCUAUUUGGACAGAUGAUGAACUCGUCUUGUGAUUUCCCAUCUCAGCCACGCAUGAGCUUUCUGUUUUCCCCACCGUCCUUCCCCUUUAAAGAACAAACAAAUAAAUUCAUGAUUAGGAA